GACAAAAUUUUACAAAACAAGGUUCUACAAAAUCCCUUUCUUUUAUGAUUCUGCACAGAUGCCGCAUCAUAUUGAUGUCCAACUGAUGCUCAGUCUUUCUGAACUGGGGCUAAUGACAUUGCUAAAGUAGACAACCUUUGUAGAAAACAAAAUUGGCAUCAUUACGAUGUGAAGUUUACUUGAGAAAUGGCAGUGUUGGCAUCCUGAGCUAGCAAAGUUCGACAGAAAAAGCUAGCAAUGCUAACGUUAAGCUAACUAAAAUGUCGAUGCCCAGUCGUAGCUAGCUGGCUAAAGUUUAUACUGCAUAUAAAGUCAAUCUGGCGACAUUACAAUGAUGACAAAAGCUUGAUCUACUGAUUAUUUUCCUCCUUUUUAAAAUGUCAUUGUGUUUCCAAGCCACGGUAAUGCACUUCAUACAAUAUCUUCAUCACCACCAAGACCACAUGAAAUAGAGUGCUCAGCUGGGCAUCAGUCGAAUCAAACGAAUGUUCAAAACAUUAUUGUUUUGACGAAACGCGCAGCCCAGGAACACAAUGAAACCACGUGUUAAUGACGCGACAUUUGCCUGGUUCACUGUGUUCCAUUUGUUUUGAAUCUAAGCAACUGCAACAAUGCCGAAGAGAGGGAGAAAGAAGAAGAGGUCAACCCCUGUAACUAUCGAGAACGCCAGGAACAAUGAGACGACACAUGAGUCGAUACGCCGUUACGCAGGAAAAAUUGUGGUGAGCCAUCAAUUGUGAACGAUACCUUUGCUCUAUGACUACAUUGCCCAGUCAACCACUGCUUUCUCUCAGGAAGAUGUUUCCGGUAUAGGCCUACAUAACAUCUUGGGGAAGACUGUAGAGGGCCUUCUCCAAAAAGUGUGCGGAGGGGUCUCAAGCAUCCUGAACAAGUAUUUGUAUGGGGCGGGGGUGUUGUCUGAUGCGGUGAUCCCAGUAAAUCUCUUGCCUGUAGCUUCAAAUGGAGACAAUCGGAAAAUGGAAAAAAGAUGGCAGGACUGCACUGAGGAAGACUGUGAACUGAUAAUUAUCCGACUGACAGGGACUGUAAUUAUCACCAUGUUGGAUAGUGUUAUGGAGAGUUGCAGGACGGACCCCACACACAGUUCAUUCUUAGAAGAACUGGGGCUCACCAUGGAAAUGGUAACGAUCAUACGUGAAGUAGCAGAAUGUGCAGCAAACGCCACAAGUAAUGAUUUCAGUCAGUUCACAGUUGGAGGAGUUCCUCUCUUUCAGAGACCACUGAGCAAUCUCUCCUCUGGGCCGAGUCAACCAGCAUCCCCCCAAAAUGCCUUGCCAACAUCCACUGUUCCCACACCUGUCUCAAAGGUGAGCUCAGCCAGUCCCAGAUCCACUGACUCAGGGACCACACAAGUCAGGAAGCCAAGACAAUCAACAGAAGGAGUUCAGAGACUCUCCGAAAGGCAGCAGAAUCCAGGGGAGGAGAUCACGUCUCUAGUGAUUGAAACCAUUCUACGGUCAGUUGCGGAUUUAGCCAGGCAUGGACUUCUGCCAAGCUGCACCCAGUAGACUGGAUGCUCCCUUUUUAUGGAGGUGAUGCAGAAAACAAAUAUGUGAAGCCAAUUCAUAAAAGCAUUAAUUAAACAAAUAUGUUGUUAAAAGCUGGCAGAGAAAGCCAUUAGGGAAGCUGUGCACACAGUUCUGACAGAUGGACGCCAUGGGGAGUUUUGAUAUGUCUAAGACACCUAAAGCCCAAUCAACCUUGGAGUCCAUUCAGCUGCCCAAAGACAGUGAUGGCAGCUUGAAAUCAGGAUCCUGUGAGGACUCCCUGAUUGCUGAACCUCAUACUGACCAAGUUGACACCAUCAAGGCAUCUAUGAACACUGAAAUCCACUCAGUGGUUACUAAGGCCACAGUGGUCUAUGCUAACCAACCCGAGGCACUGUCCAGUGAAGUGCUUCUGGGCGCUGAAGGUAAUGGAGAUGUUGCUGACCGUGCUGUGGUGGGUUCUCUGACUCCAGACUGUGACCUGGCAUUGGUAGAAGGGCUGGACCCUGGGUGGCACACCCCCCUGGUACUGAUGGAGACCUUGGUGAAUCCUGGCAAUGACUCUGACCUGACUGUGUCUGACCCCAGUGAAGUGUCUCUGAUCACUGACGACCUGCCAGUGGUGGACUCAGCUGUUGACUCCAGUGAAGUGUCUCUGAUCACUGACGACCUGCCAGUGGUGGACUCAGCUGUUGACUCCAGUGAAGUGUCUCUGAUUACUGAUGACCUGCCAGUGGUGGACUCAGCUGUUGACUCCAGUGAAGUGUCUCUGAUCACUGACGACCUGCCAGUGGUGGACUCAGCUGUUGACUCCAGUGAAGUGUCACUGAUCACUGAUGACAUGCCAGUGGUGGACUCAGCUGUUGACUCCAGUGAAGUGUCACUGAUCACUGAUGACCUGCCAGUGGUGGACUCAGCUGUUGACUCCAGAGGGCAGCAGAGGGCAGAGGAUGACUUACAAAGCACUGAACAGCUGCUAACGAGGUCCUGUGCAGACUGUGUGACCACAGAGAAGCAUUAUGCUGUACCGUUUGAGGACUCUUUGAACUCUGACAAGGAAAUCUCCCUCAACAUUAAAGACCAUGAUGACCGACCUGCAGUAGACUUUAGCAGAGAUUCUGUGAGCUCGUCUGACCAGUCUUUGUCCCUUGUUGCCACUGCUCUUGGAUCAAUAGUCACUAUUGACUCUUUCCAUAAGGCUCUGUUGUUUUCCAAUAUGUUGGACCAAGGCAAAGAUAACUCUAUUGACCAGCCUGUAGUGAAGUCUCAGACCACUGAAAAUCUAAUUAACCCCACUUUGGUGUCAGAGUCCAUUCAAUCUCUCAUCAAUGAAAUCCUGGAAGAUAACAUUAUCUCAGACCCUGAUGACAGAACUCCGUUCACUACAGACCAUGUAGGAUCACAUGAGAUUGAAAUAUUUAUAUCUAAAAUGCACUUAGGCAGUGUUAUCACCUGUCAUGAUGACCAGUUUUUGGAGUCAGACAGUGAGGAUGACAUGGUUGACCCUUUGUCUCACACCAGUCAUAGCCAUCAUCUGUGCGAGUCAGUCAUGAGGAUGGAGCGAGAGAAGAAGUAUGGAGAAAAGGAAUGGGAGAAGUGCUCCUCACAGUGUGACAGGAACUCUCUGAUUGAGGUCAUAGAUGGAGAGGAAGGUCCUACAGGAAGAAAGUUAGAGCAUCAGAAGGCCAGAGACAGUGAGGAGAUACGAAACAGUGAUGGAUAUGUGAAAAUGAGAGAGAUUGGUAAAAGAAAGGAAGUGGAGGUAGAGGUUACAAAAAUCUGUACCUCCUGUGAUGAAAUGUCCAUCAUGGUUCUGGAGAACCAAGGUAAUGCUAGGCCUAUGACAGACUCCCAGACUCCAUUGAAGGGCAAAGGAAAGCAACAACAUAGCCUUCCAUACAAGAGAACAGAAGGACUUCAAGAGGAGAUCAAUUCAAAGGGUGAAAUGCUUCAGGGUGGAAGACAAGUAAACUUCCCUUGGUGUCAGGCACAGAAACACAGAAGUCCAGGUGUGUUGGGUGAUGUUGCAGGCUUCUGGAGAAAGGAGAAAAGAGUCCACAAGGAGAAAGACAGAGAGGAGAAGGACAGAGUGGGCCAGACAUGGCGAGACCAGGGGGGAAAUGACAGGGAGCAAUGGAAUGGAGAGACAGAGAGGGGUGGAGUUGGUAGGAGUAGAAGAGCUAGACAGAAGGGAAACCAGUUGCUGCUUUUUUCUAGGCAAAAGCACAGCAACUGGAAUGACUCUCAUCCAUCAGAGAGCAGCUGUGACUGGAGGAGCAGGGAGAAAGAGGUGCCUGAGAAACAUGUUGAGAAUAGGAUGGAUAGGCAGAGAGGUGAGAGGCCCCUGAAGAGGGAAAAGAGCUAAAGGAAAGAAAUACAUUGAUGUGUGUUAAAUAAAUAUUAUUUCAGAUAU
Molecule: messenger RNA, 3921 nt
Organism: Oncorhynchus gorbuscha (pink salmon)
Lineage: Eukaryota; Metazoa; Chordata; Actinopteri; Salmoniformes; Salmonidae
Product: DNA ligase 1-like
Exons: 6
Coding region: 1669-3873 (734 amino acids)
Source: RefSeq, a predicted model, not a curated record